AUGAGCACAUCAAAAUAUGAAUUUAUUUCGAGAACUUCAGGCAUUCAUUCGCCUCCAGAGGCCACACUGGAGAAUCUGCAAGAAAAUAAUUUAGAUGGAGAUGAAAGCCAAGAACAGAAUAGAGAGUUGAAAAGAGAGUGCGAACUCACGAUUUCUGGAGAGGACUCUGAUCCCAAGUCAAAUCUGGAGCUGAAUUUAAUUGAUUGCUUGGAGAAGGCUCCAUCUAAUACUUCACCAGAAACACCAGAAGCAUCAGAUGACGAGCCACGAGUUUUCCCGUGCAACUAUUGCCAACGAACAUUUUAUAGCUCCCAAGCACUAGGUGGACAUCAGAAUGCACAUAAAAGGGAGAGAAUUCUGGCAAAAAGAAGACACAACCUAGGGACAUCAUAUAUGGCAGCUUUUGGACAAAUCCAGCACCAUUAUCCCAGCAUGUCAGCUCUUCCACUGAAUGGUUCUUUCUAUAACUCACUCGGAAUUCAAGUUCACUCAUCGAUUCAUAAGCCUUCUCAUGCAUUAGGUGCCUCAGGAUACAAGAGUUUUUACGGGCAUGCUGGUAGGUCUAGGACCCCAAUUGACCAGCAACCAUCUGUAGGGAAGCUAGCAGUGCAAAAGUAUAAUUCCAGUGCAUCAAAUGGACUAUUUCCUAUAGGCAAUACUGUGACAUCAAGCAUAGUGAGAACAUCGACGGAUUUUCCUCCGGAUUGGAUGGGAGCUGUUCACUUGAAGACUAAUCAAGACAGCUUGCAAAAGCUUGAUCUCUCACUCAAGCUCUAA
Fraxinus pennsylvanica is the source of this 777-nucleotide messenger RNA. The record is from the annotation of a GenBank genome assembly. Lineage: Eukaryota; Viridiplantae; Streptophyta; Magnoliopsida; Lamiales; Oleaceae.